Messenger RNA from Meira miltonrushii, 2454 nucleotides. RefSeq lists its product as uncharacterized. Bases 454 to 2385 code for a protein of 643 amino acids. The record is from RefSeq and is a predicted model, not a curated record. Lineage: Eukaryota; Fungi; Basidiomycota; Exobasidiomycetes; Exobasidiales; Brachybasidiaceae. The transcript has a single exon.
AUUCAGAAUGUAACAUACGCAUUCUCAGUGACGAAUACUCAUCCUGCAUCAGAGCUGCCUAUUUAGGGAAACAAGUCGGCAAGGCUAUAUGCUCUGCUUUCAAUCGAAAGUAUACAAAAGAUACAACCAUACUUUCUUUACACCAUCUUUCAUUUCCCACCAUCACUCCUUCUCGUUUGUUUGAUUGCUUUGCACCUUUGCGUGCUUUGCUUCAACUCAUCUUCUCCAUUUUCUCAUUUUCGACCUACGCUCUCGCUACCUUUCUUGCUUCAUGACAACGAUUUGCAUCACUUUUUAGUAAAUCAUCACAUUCGCUUUAUCUAUCACGCUCACACAGCAACCACAUUCGCUUUUUCAAUUAAACUUUAACGCCCGAUAACAUUCUUUCACCAUACUAUUUGAACAUCUUCACCCUUUCAUCAACACCUUUGAAAUCAAUCAGACUAAUACAAGAUGCAUAAAUCAACCUCUUUCUCCGAUUCUCGCAACGGCAAAACAAGACCUGCAAAUUUAUCGACCGAACGAAGUGGUCCAUCCGAAUCACUUCCAUGGCCUUCACCUUCUUUUGAUGUUUUCAACAACUCGCCUUCAAAGAUGAACUUGGGCUUGGCAAUUAGUGCCGAUCCAGGUCGUCCAUCAACUCAAGCUAAAGUCAGCCCAUCAGAUUUGCCUCCUACCCCAUUAACAAGCACUUACAAGCCUCUCGAACUUAGCCCUGACAGAGAGCAACAUUUACGUUUGCCAAGUGUUAAAGCAAUGCUUGCUCACACUCCACCGGAAUCCAGAGGUCUUCGUACUGUCCCUUUACCCGAAACAGAAGAAUAUGCUCCUCAUCAUGUUGCACCUAUCUCACGGCAACAACCUCACCCAAGUGGGACCAGCCCAAUCCGACCUGGAUUCCACCCAAUCCCUGGUCAUCAAGAAGUUGCCGCUGUUUCAUCUGAUCGUUUCCGCAACAUGCCUCAAAGUGAAGAAGUCCAAGGUCUCGGAUUAGACUUGGGAGGUGACGAUACUCCACGGUUGGGAAGUCAAGAUUGGUCUGCAAUGCGCACUCCAACUUUGCACACCAACGCUCCUCGCUUGCCUGGUGCUCCUCAAAUGACAAGUGCAUCAAAUGGUCAAUUGCCAAACAACAUCACUUCUCCCAUCAAUCCUCCUUUGCGUAACUGGAACACGGAUUUGCGCUUCGAAGACCGUCCAGCUCCUCCAAUGCCACGUCCAAAUUUGGCACCCCGUUCGUUCAGUGAGAACUACGCAUCCACACCUAUGGAACGAGAAUAUGCAAUGGAAUUGGAAAGUGGAAUGCCACAUUCCAACAAAACUUGGGGCUUGGCACUUUCGAUGGAUAACGGUGAAACCUAUCGCCGUGGUGCAUACUUGUAUCGACCUGAUACGACCGUUGUUGGUCCUGCUGCAAUGGUACGUUCUUCUACCGGUCCAUCCCAUGCUGGACCAUCUCGCAUUCCUUCAGGGCCACCAACGCCAAUGCGUCCAACUGAAAUGACAAACGUACCUUUGAGCGCAUCCAAGGUUCCAUCUGCUAGCAAGCAUCUCAAAACUACAGGGUUAACACCUCAUAUCCAUAAGACUCGCUUGACACCCACUUUCUCUACUCGUAGUAAAGGAAGCAACGGUGGCGGCUCACCUAAUGGAUCGACGGAAAGUCCAAGCUUGAAGAUGAAGUCUAAACAAAGAUCAGAACAAUUGCGCAAUCAAGCAGCUUCUGUUGCCGCUCAUGCCAAUUUGCCUUCUGAACAUGCUUCUGUGAUGGGUAAUACUUCACCUACUUCACCGACGCAAGAGAUGCCACCUGCACCCGUUCAUGAAGAAAAGAUGGCUGAAGAUCACGUCUCCCCACGCAAACGUGACCUUGAAAUGGCUGCCGAGCCAGAAUUGGUUGGUGAAGUGAAGGCAAAUUCUGCUUCUUCACCGUGGGGCGUGUUUGAGUUGGGAAAUACAAACAAUAAAUGGCAACCGUUGGGACCUCCUGCACUAUCGAAUGUUUUGGGUAAAUUAAACUUGGACGAAGCAGGAGAUGAUGAUGAAGAAAUGGACGAUGAUGAAGAAGUUUCAAAAGCUCGUCCAACGAAAUCUAUCAAACGUGCUCGCAAGCAAGGAUCCUCUGCUGCCUUGUCUGUCAUUUCUACUCAUCAACAACAAACCCAACGAUCCAGACAAACGGUCAAAGGAGGCAGACCUGUCUCACGUGGAAGUUCGGAUAGCGGCAAGAGUGAAGGCAAAGAGAAUGACGUCUUUGGAUCUUCUGCUUUGUCAGGAGGAAACAAUAGCGGUCAUCGUACGCCUAUUUUGGGAAGCCACAGUGCCAAUGCUUCACCCAACAAAUCAAACACUCAAGGUCAACGUCGUUUGGUUAGCAUUCGUUAGAAGAUUUUCCAUGUUUCUAUGUCAUUACUGUAUUGUGCAACAAUCUUUUCCUACUGUCUUUCAACCCCU